This is a messenger RNA of Pygocentrus nattereri (red-bellied piranha), 9699 nucleotides long. RefSeq names its product neuropeptide Y receptor Y8b (gene npy8br). Gene Ontology annotation, cellular component: neuron projection; plasma membrane. The transcript has 3 exons. NCBI's taxonomy places the organism in Eukaryota, Metazoa, Chordata, Actinopteri, Characiformes, Serrasalmidae. The coding region runs from base 853 to 1983 and encodes 376 amino acids. Gene Ontology annotation, molecular function: neuropeptide Y receptor activity; neuropeptide binding. Gene Ontology annotation, biological process: G protein-coupled receptor signaling pathway. The record is from RefSeq and is a predicted model, not a curated record.
CGCUCUAGAGCAACUGGCGAGGUUGUGCUUCAGCCAGCUGUGGAUGAUGGGAGACAAGGAUUGGGAAGGGGUCUGCUCUGGGAGACUGUUAGUGAACCCUGUGAGGGCAGAGAGAGCUUUGAGAGCGGAGAGCCUCAUACGGACGUUGGGGGAAGGGCUAUUGGGAGGUGACUGCUCGACGUGAGGAAAGCACCUCCUACCUGCUCUGGGUUUUUUUUGGAUUUUGGGAUUGGGCUGAUAAAGCCCACCGCCUCAGACGUCUCCCCUCACUGUGCGGAGCGCACGCUGCUUCAGACGCCACCGCAGCGCAGCGGACGCGGCAGAGGAGCGCCGGAGGAGUGAAGGGCCACAUCCCCUAACAACAUGAGUUUAUCAAAGUGAGAGAGAUGACUUUGAGGUGAGAGCGAUGCAGCGCAGCGAAGGCUUUGAUUCACAUUCGGUGCCUUCACACAUCCUACUGGAGAAAGUGCGAGAGACACUUUCUGACAGGAGCAUUAUUUCACACAGCAUCUCUGCUCAUUAUCGACAGCCAAGCCGAGCCGAAUUGCACGUUACGCAACAGCACACUAAACGGAUACCAAAAAGUCUGUGCGUCUUUCAGCAAUUAACUCUCUGUGGAUGUUCCCCAGCCUCUUGAUGAGGCCUGAGACGGCCAGAGUCUUUGGAUUAGGGCUGCAUCAGAUGGAUAAAACGCUGGACAGCAAGUAAAGAUAUCAUAGGAGCGCCACUGUUCACUGUUCUGCCACGAGAGGCUUCAAAAUGAGAUGUUUUGGGAACUGAGAAAAAAAUAGGACCGGAAAAUAAAGGACUGCAGUUCUGUUUUUUUUAAUCUGUGUCUAUGAGCAGUUGCUGAUGGAGGGUUUCUACCGUAACAGCUCUGGAGACUCUCUAGAAGACUUGGAUCUCUGCCCACCCACGCUCAGCGGCACCACCUUCCUCAUCAUGGCCUACAGCGCCAUGCUGGCCGUGGGAUUGCUGGGCAACACGUGCCUGGUUGUGGUCAUCCUGCGACAGAAGGAGAUGCGCAACGUGACCAACAUCUUCAUCGCCAACCUUUCAUGUUCCGACAUCCUCAUGUCUAUCUUGUGCUUGCCCUCAACCAUCGUCUACACGCUCAUGGACACUUGGAUCCUUGGAGAGACCCUGUGCAAGCUGUCACCGUUCAUCCAGUGCUCAUCAAUCACAGUCUCCACCUUCACCAUGGUCCUCAUUGCACUGGAGAGGCACCAGCUUAUCAUACACCCGACCGGUUGGAAGCCUGCAGUUGUGCACUCGUACCUGGCCGUGGCUGUUACCUGGAUAGUGGCGUGUUUCAUCUCCCUGCCUUUACUCUCUUUUAAUGUGAUCCAUGACUUGCACAAAGACAACUUAAACCUUCCCACCAAUACAUCAGUUGAACAUAUAGUUUGUAUAGAGGAAUGGCCGUCAAGGGGGAACCGGCUUGCCUACAUGACGUCACUGUUGAUGUUUCAAUACUGUCUGCCACUGGUCCUCAUCACCAUCUGCUAUUUGCGCAUUUUUCUCCGUCUCAGUCGCCGGAAAGAUAUCAUUGAGAGGACUCGAGAUGCACGCCAAAGGAAGGCCAAGCACUCCAAGCGGAUCAAUGUCAUGCUAGCCUCCAUCGUGGCAGUGUUCGCCCUCUGCUGGUUGCCACUGAUCGUGUUCAACACCGUGUUCGACUGGAACCACGAGGCCAUGCCGGUGUGCUACAACACUGUCUUCUCGUUGUGCCACCUCACAGCCAUGGCAUCUACAUGCGUCAAUCCCAUCAUCUACGGCUUCCUUAACAACAACUUCCAGAAGGAGCUGAAGUCGUUGCUGUACCAGUGCCGCUGUUGGGGGGCGCCAGAGAACUAUGAGAGUUUCCCACUGUCCACCGUCAGCACGGACGUAACAAAGGGCUCGGUUCUUAGCAAUGGCUCUGUUAGCAUCAAUGUCUUGCAACAGCACCAAGAGAAAGAGAGCCUGGAAAUCAAUGCAUAAUAAAUAUUCGUUAGUCUGAGUUGCAAUUGACAGGUUUAUGCCCGAACAAUAAUUCAAGAUGGCUCAAUAAUGCUCAUGCACUGAACUAUGUUUUAUGCAUAGUCAUUGGCCAGCUGGUAAGUUGAGAACUGUGACUGCAUAGUGGACACUAUUACAGCUUGUGGUCACGAAAGGAAAGUUUGCAAGCACUAUGUAAAAAAAUGUAGAAUCUUUUCAGUCCCUCUUGAAAAGGAGACAAACUUUUAGCAACUUUGGUGUUUUUAAGAAAACGUUUAAUAGUGUACAAAGGCCUUAAGGUUGAAUUGCCUCGUUCCCUUUGCCUCAAUAUGUGAUCCAGUUCUAGACAUAGAGAUCGGUAAAGCGAAAGGUGAUCACCAUGUUCGUCACUUUCUAGAUCACUAGAUGCCUCCAAGGUCACAACUGUAGGUGUAGAUAAAUUGGAACCAGCAGUGUAAACAAUGACCUCGAUCUCAUUGUCUCUGUAAAUAAUAAAACAUGGCCAUUGUAAUUAGAUCACUUUAAUAUUUUAUAACAAGUAUAGGCAGAAUGAUAGACAGAUAGAAUGAUAUAGAGUUAUAAACAGUCGGAUAUCUUGCUGUAGUGACAUUUAGAAGUCAAAAAUAAGAGAGUUAGUUUCUUUAGUGAUGGUAAAUGUUAUAGGUCCUUCCAAACCUAUUGUGAUGAAUGAUGAUGUAGAUUUUUUCAAAAACGUGCACCGGCAACUUGGGCUCUUCAGGGUAUCAAGAAUUUGCCAAAAAACAGGAUGCAGUGAGGUUUUGACAGAGGAAUUGUAUAAUGUAAUGUUCCAAACAUGGAGUGCCCAGUCAUUUUUAAUGCAGUAAUGCAUACACUACUGAAGUUAUGCUUAUAGAACCCUCCUGCGAUCUACACAAUACAGGUGUUAUAUAAAAUUGCGAUAUACAGUAAUGUGCACAAGUCAGAGACCACCCUUCUUUUAUUUUCAUCAUCUAGUCAGUGUGGUUUAAUUCUAAAAAGAAAGAGGGGAUGAAUGCAAGUUUGGGGAUGUAUAACAACAUCUGAAGGUGUUAAUUAAAGGCAUCAUUAAUGCUGGAAAUACAUCAUGCUAGACCCUCUGGAAAAUGUUUGUUGUGGAGAAAAAUUCAUUCUCUAGACUGUAAAUAAAAAAAAUACAAAAAACAAAACAAAAAAAAGCCACUGAUGUUCUAAGAACAAUGGACUGACCACCCAAGAGUCCCGACCUCAACAUCUCUGAAUGUGUUUUGGGAUUUCUUGGAUUGUGAGAAGUAGAGAAUGCAACCAGCUUCCAAGACUGAAUUUGGAAGUGUGGGAAGUGGUGGAAGUGUGGAAGUGGAACAAAAUAUGCAGUUUUCUGUUAAAUAUGUUUGCUGAAAAAUGAAUAACUUGUACAUACUGGCUGUUUUGACUGGAAAUGAAAUAAUUGAAGGAUGGUCUCCAACUUUUGGGCAGUAUUGUACAUUUUGUCAAGAUCAGUUGACAAAGCACUUGUAAUGAGUUAAGGAGGGUAUUAUAAGGAAACUAUUCAAGGAAUGUAUUUGCCAAUGCCACAGUAUAGAUACAACAGUUGAAACGUAGUGGGUUUGAGUCUUUAUAGCCUAUUUGAAGAACUGUUUUUUGCGUUACUGUCCCUAUUCCAAACGCAAUAGAGUAACUGCCAGUUAUAUCAUAGUGGUAUUGAAUGUAACAUAAUGUUCUCAGUGAUAUCAUAGCCUAAAAAGCAAAGGCAUAUGGAGCUACAAAGAGUGUUUCGGUCACAUGAAGCGAGGUACUGUUUCUAAUCAUUUUAUAUACUCAGUACAGUGAACUAUAAUUUCCAUGAAUAAUUUCUAAAUCAUAAAAUGUUUCACUCAUACAGGCAGACACUGCUAUAAACCUGCUUGAUGGCUAUGUUCCAGAGUCUUUGGUUUUUAACUUAAUGAGUGAUUCUGCUCCAACUUUAUGGGAAAACAAUAUUCCAGUUCUAUUACCUUGUGGGAAAUUGCUUUGAAGUAUUUAUGUGAACGAGUAAUUUAUUCUUACUAUCUAUUUUCUGUGUUCAGUUAUUAUGUACAAAUAUUAUAUCUUUACCUGCUUUGAUCUUGCUCAGCCCCUCGGUGUGUGUGUGUGUGUGUGUGUGUGUGUGUGUGUGUGCAUACAUAUGUGUGUGUGACCUUGUACUGCUGUACUUGUGAGAACCAGGUUGUAAAAUGCGGAAAACAUGGUUUUUGCUGGCUCUCAUUAGGAAGAUUUUUAAAGUAAACAACAGCUUUUUAUUUUCUCAAUUAAAUGAGCCAAACUUUUUGUGUGCCUUUGCUUAUGUUUAAAGUUGUGCACUGGCCUCAAUGUUAUAGCCAGGCUAAAGUCCAGUUUAAGGGUCAGGGUCUGUUGGCCAGAAUGACGUGUUGCUUUGAGUUUGUGCAGUGCAGAAGAACAGAAUUCCUAAUUACCCCAUCAUUUGUUCAUAGAGCACCAACUGUGAUUGGUUCUGAUCACUGACUCAUUUGCUCUGAAAUCUCUCACUGAGUGUGACUGGUUUAAUCACCACAUUGUUCCUUCUGAAACCUCCCUCUGACUGUGACUGGUUCUAAUCCCUGUGUCAUUCAUUUGGAAAGCUUCCUGACCAUGAUUAUUUCUGAUCACCUUAUCAUUAAUUCUGAGACUCUCCCUGACCACAAUUUGUUCUAAUCCCUGUGUCAUUUGUUCUAGACCUUCCUCCUUACUGUGUCUGGUUCUAAUCGCUGCAUCAUUUGUUUUGAGGUCUCCCCGUGACUAUAAUUGGUUCUAAUAACUGUCUUAUGCGUUUUGAAAUUUUAAACUUGACUCAGAUUAGUUCUAAUCACUAUGUCAUUCAUUCUGACCCCCCUCCCGUACUGUGAUUAGUUCUAAUGACUGACUUAUUGGAUUUGAAACCUCUUCCUUACUGUGACUGGUUCUAAUCCCUGGAUUAUUCAUUCUUCAACCCCCUCCUGUCUGUGACUGUGUCACCGCAUCAUUUAUUCUGAGAGCUCCCACUGACUGUGAUUGGUUUUAAUCACUGACUUGUUUGUUCUGAAACCUCCCCCCGAGUGUGUUUGGUUCUAAUCACUGACUGAUUUGUUCUGAAAUCUAUCACUGACUGUGACUGGUUUAAUAACUAUAUCAUUCAUCCUGAAACCUCCCCCUGACUGUGACUGGUUCUAAUCCCUGUGUCAUUCAUUCUAGAACUUCCUCCUGACUGUUAUUGUUUCUAAUCCCUGCGUCAUUUAUUUGGAGACCUCCCUGACUACAGUUGUUUCUGAUCAUCAUAUCAUUCAUUCAUAGCCCUCUACCCAACUGGUUCUAAUCCCUGCAUCCUUUGUUCUGGAACCUCCUCCUGACUGUAUUUGGUUCCAGUCACUCACUCAUUUGUUCUGAUACCUCCCCCUGACUGUGAUUGGUUCUAAUUACUGACUCAUUUGGUCUGAUACCUCCUCCCGACUGUGGUUCUAAUCACUGACUCAUUUGUUCAGAGACCUCUCCCUGACUUUGAUUGGUUCUAAUCACAUCAUUCAUUCUGAAACCUCCCCUUUACUGUGACUGAUUCAAAUACCUGCGUCAUUUAUUCUAGAACCUCCUCCUGACUGUGACUGGUUCUAAUCCCUGAGUCGUUCAUUCUAGAAUCUCCUCCUGAUUGUGAUCUAAUGGUUCUAAUCCCCAUGUUAUUCAUUCUGAGACCUCCCUGACCAUGAUUGUUUCUGAUCACCAUAUCAUUCAUUCUGAGACCUCCCCCUGACUGUGUAAUAGCUGAAUUAUAUGUUCUGAGAUCUUUCCCUGACUGUGAUUGGUUUUAGUCCCUGUAUCAUUCAUUCUGAGACCUCCCCCUGACUGUGACUGGUUCUGAUUACUAUGUCAUUUGUCCUGGGACUUCUCCCCUGACUGUACCUGGACAUCAUCACAGCAUCCUUGGCCUCUCCCUGUCUCUGAUUGGUCCUAUCAAUGCAUCAUUCAUUCUGACACCUCCCCCUGACUGUGAUGGGUUCUAACCACCAUGUUGUUUGUUUUGCAAUCUCCCCUGACUGUGACUGGUUCUAAUCCCUUAGUCGUUCAUUCUAGAAUCUCCUCCUGAUUGUGAUUUAAUGGUUCUAAACCCCAUGUUAUUCAUUCUGAGACUACCCUGACCAUGAUUGUUACUGAUCACCAUAUAAUUCAUGCUGAGAUCUCCCCUUAAAUGUGAUUGGUUCUAAUCACUGAUUCAUUUGUUAUGAGACCUCCCCUGACUGUGUUUGGUUCUAAUAGCUGAUUCAUUUGUUCUCUCCCUCACUGUGAUUGGUUUUAAUCAAUGCGCCAUUCAUUCCAGAAUGUCCUUCUGACUGUGAUUGGUUUUAGUCCUGGUAAAGUCCUUUAGUAACUGGUCAUCAUCACAGCAUCCUUGGCCUCUCCCUGACUCUGAUUGGUCCUAUCAAUGCAUCAUUCAUUCUGACACCUCCUCCUGACUGUGAUGGGUUCUAACCACCAUGUUGUUUGUUCUGUGACCUCCCCUGACUGUGUUUGGUUCUAAUAGCUGAUUCAUUUGUUCUCUCCCUCACUGUGAUUGGUUUUAAUCAAUGCGCCAUUCAUUCCAGAAUGUCCUUCUGACUGUGAUUGGUUUUAGUCCCUGUAUCAUUCAUUCUGAGACCUCCCCCUGACUGUAACUGGUCAUCAUCACAGCAUCCUUUGUUCCACGACCUCUCCCUGACUCUGAUUGGUCCUAUCAAUGCAUCAUUCAUUCUCACACCUCCCCCUGACUGUGAUGGGUUCUAACCACCAUGUUGUUUGUUCUGUGACCUCCCCCUGACUGUGAUUGGUUCAAACCCAUGUGUCAUUCAUUCUAGAAUGUCCUCCUGACUGUGACUGGUUCUAAUUACUAUCUUUCAUUCGGAGACCUUCUCCUGACUGGAACUCAUUAUUAUCACAGUAACAUUGGUUCUGAGACCUUUUCCUGACUUUGAUUGGAUCUAUCGAUGCAUCAUACAUUCUGACACCUCCCCCUGACUGUGAUUGAUGAGGACAUUGAUGAUUUGGCCAACUAGAAAGUUAAACUAACCCGACCCCCUCACCCACUAAGAGAACAUACAUAUGUGUAUUUAUACUAUAUGUAACUUUUUCCAUUUUUAUUUUAGAAUUAUCGUAGUUACAAUAUUUUAUAAAAUACAUUUUUUUAAAACUCUGCAUGAUUAUGUCUUAUGAGAGCAGUUUUCGGCUUUUAAUUAGAGAUAGUCUGACUGACCGUCAUAGCGAAUAUACUAACACAAGUAAAGCAAUACAAGUAUUUGUGUGCAUGUGUUUACGGCCUUUUAGUUCAACAUAAAGAAGAUUAGAUAUUUAUGAAAUGCUGACUGUGUAAACUGAACACAUUUAGGUCUUGCAAACGUUCACACAUUCAUAUGACUUACCAUUGUUCUUAUCAGCGUAUGAUGAUUUAUCACAGACUACAUAGAAAGUCCCUGAACAUUCAUGUAUUGCUUAGUGUGGUUUUACACAGGCCACACAUAACAUGAUAUAUAGCAUAGAUACAUAAUGUGCACAAACAUAUCUUAAAAAUGACACAGUUUAUUAUUUAUGAUGCUGCGACUUCAUUUGUUCACCUGAACACAAAAGUUUGAACAUCUUUUCUUUGACUUUAUUCAGAGGUUGCUAGAAAAGAGCAUUAGUAGCAUUUUGUCAUGUAUAAACACAUUCAAAUAUCUUGUAUUUAAUCCAAACAUCAUGUUAUACAAAUAGAACUAUAUCCAUGUAAAUUAGAUCCUGACUCACUGUUUGACUCCUUCAGGUACAGAUUGGAUGUAAGUAUGUUGAAUCAACAUACUUUAUGAGUAUAAUUCAACAUGCACUGCAAUAGUGGUAGAAUAUAGCAUGUUGAAUAUAUCUUGCCAUUUUGAAUAUGCCUAAAAUUUCUUAUAAUAACCUUAUUGUAAGAUUAUUGUCAGAUGGUUCAACCCAUUUUACUCAACGUCUAAACUAGAUAUUGUGAUCCCUCGUAUGUGAGUGCUGUAUAAUAUGCUUUUUAAAGGGAAAUCCACAUAUUUUUUGUGUAUAAUUCAUUUGCUAAAAAUGGUACAAAGUCAUUCAGAGUGGUUUGAAGUGCUCUGAGCAAUCUGUCCACGGUGGUGAUAAUAGGAGCCAGAAAGUUUUUACAUGAAAUUAUUGUCAAUACUGAUGCCAGAGAUACUGUCUUACAAUAGCUUCGAGAUAAACCUUUGGACCAAAAUGUGUUAAUGGCAAUAAAGUAUGUUUAAGAGGUACUUGCAGGGAAUUAUGAAACAAAAAUUGCCAUCAAUAUUACAUAUAAAAAACUCAGAUACUUGUAGGUUAACUGGGGGUUUUGGAUAAAAAAUAAAAGAAGACAUUUGCAUUGCAGGCAUUGCAACCCCUGGUUGCUAUCCCACCUUUGUUUACAUCUCAACAACUGAAUAACAGAAUUGGAAUUCUCCUUGAUAGUAAAAUGGGGUUAUUGUAUUGUUUAUAUGUUUAUUCUUAUGUGUUUUAUAUAUUUUAUUUCAUUUUAUAUGAACACAAUUAACUCUUUAUGUAAAAGGCAAAUCAGGUUUGUUUCUCAACACUGUCCACACUGUUAUUUGCAAGUAAUCAUAUUGGAUUUGUGUGUCCAGACAUCACCAAUCUAUCUACAUUGGUUGCUGUGGUAACAACGUAGGUGACAGCAACUAUGUAGCUACGUUGGUGAUCUCACCCUUCAAACUCUUCAAAUUUCUCUGGCAUAAGCAUGAAUCUCUGAAACAGUGGUUCUUGAAUCCCAGCAAUUCCAUCAUUCUGGAUUUGACAUUGACUUUGCAAGUGAUGUAAAAGACUUUGAAAUCAGACUGAGUGGAGCAUCCAGACUAAGAUGCAUUUGUAAAAAUCAGAUUGGAAUCACACCUCAAACAGCUUCCAAUUUUAAUUCAGAUUUAAUGUGUUUUUUGCUCUUCACACUAUGAAAAAUCAAGCUGGUAUCAAGAUACAAUCUAUAUACACCUAAAAUCGGGCUUGGGCUAACAGCCUGAACAAGGCCUUGCAACCAAAGUGACGAUGAUAAAGUGAAUUUCAACAGCUCAGUGGGAAUGGAUCUAAAUAUGUUUGUUUAAAUAAGCCAAUGUAGUGUAGUUUUGCUUUGUGCACAGAAAAUGAGCAAUGAUCUGUAGAGAAAGCAUUGAAAUAAUUGAAGUUCGCAGAUGAUUUUACUUCCUUUAACCUCUUCAAUGACCAGAGGACCACCACUGGGCCCAAAGUUUUAUAGCACACGUCUAUAGCCUAAGAGUAGUUCAACCAGUUUGCAAUGAAGUCCCUGUAGUUACUUAAUAAAUGGCCUUUAAAAAUCAUUUCCCAAAACAGGCAAAAUAUGCCAGUGCAUUAAGAAAAAUAUGUAAGUAAAAUAUCGAGAAAUAGGUAAACUUACAAUAAUCACAUUAUAAGAAAUUUUAGAUAUGUUGCCUGUAUGUUUGCCGAGAUAUCAUUUUUGAUGUGUGGAAGUAGGACACAUGAAAUUAAUGUAUCUACUAAUCAGUGCAGUUAACUGUUGAUUCACUAUUGCUAGAAACAGUUUUCAGUAUCAUUGUGUUAUGUAUCAUGUAUCAGCCAAGGCUAGUGGGAAGGCCUUAUUACGUAGGCCUCGUAGUCUCUGCCAGAAAACAUUCCCAAUAUUGUACAUAUGAAAAGACACAUUUUUGUAAUACUGUCUUGUGUUGAUGGUUUGGAUUCUUGAAUGUGCUUCAGUGUAUAUUAAAAUGGUUCCAACCUUGACUGUGA